This is a messenger RNA of Alosa alosa (allis shad), 3028 nucleotides long. RefSeq names its product MPL proto-oncogene, thrombopoietin receptor (gene mpl). Lineage: Eukaryota; Metazoa; Chordata; Actinopteri; Clupeiformes; Clupeidae. Gene Ontology annotation, molecular function: protein binding; cytokine receptor activity. Bases 121 to 2010 code for a protein of 629 amino acids. The record is from RefSeq and is a predicted model, not a curated record. The transcript has 12 exons. Gene Ontology annotation, cellular component: external side of plasma membrane. Gene Ontology annotation, biological process: cytokine-mediated signaling pathway; hemopoiesis; positive regulation of cell population proliferation.
UUCAGUUCUCUCUCUCUCUCUCACACACAUGCACACGCACAGACACGUACACACACAUGCAGUUGUUGAUGAAACAUGGGUCACUGAGCACCUGAUAAUAACAGUCUGGUGCCCACCACCAUGUUGUUCUGGAUGUUUUUUGUCUGGCUGCAAACUUCUUGGAUUUUGGCCCAAGACAUUGGGCCAUCUGUCCAGGUAUCGGAGAAAGAACUCCAACUUUUGGCUUUGGAAAAUGACCCAAAGUGUUUUACGAGAACUGACUAUGACUUCACAUGCUUUUGGGAGGCCAGAGAUGGACACUCUUAUAAUUUUUCCUAUGCUAUAGAUGAUGUCUCAGAGACUAAGUCACAGUGCAAUCUAACUCAGUGGACAACGGCAAGCGGCACCGUCCUACACAUCUGCUUCUUCCCACGCUCCCAUGUCUUACUCUACAUCCCCAUCACCAUUAAGGUGGUGGAUGCGCUCACCAACAUGACAGUCUUCCAGCGGGAGAUAAGUAUAGAUGAAACAGAAUUACCAUACCCUCCGAACAACAUCUCGGUUGAAAAAACUGGGAAAGCUGAGCAACUGCUGGUGAGGUGGAAGGCAAAUAAGCAUAAGCAGUAUGAGGUCCGAUACUUCUCCCAGACAGAGCCUGAGAGGAGAAAAGUGAUAGACCAUGAUAAUGCUGUGCUGACAUCCUUGGUCUCUGGAGAAGUGUACUGUGUUCAGAUGAGAGUCAAGUCCAGAAAGAAAGGAUACUGGAGUGAUUGGACCGAACCUGUCAUGGCCAUGGUCCCUCAAAAAGCAGAGGAUACGGGGUUCCUGUGUUACACCUCUGACCUGAACAGCAUCCAGUGUCAGUGGACCAAGCAAGCCCAGAUCAAUGGCAGUGCCAGCAACGAGGUGGUCACCAUCUUCUACAGAGAAAAAAAUAGCAGUAGAUGGGGAAAUUGGACACUUUGUACUAAGAACCACGGAAGCACCCUGAGCUGCAGCUUUAAUGGACAGCAAUCUAGAGCCAUCCAAGUGAGCCUCCAUGCAGGCUCUGGCCCACUCAGUCGAACAUUCUACACGGAGGAAUUUACAAUGCACAACAGCAUUAAGACUGAACCACCGAUGGGGCUCCGGGCGGAGGCAGGACAGAGGCUUCAUCUGCAAUGGGAUUGUCCCUCUGAGAUCCUUGCAAAGCACUUGAUAUAUCAAAUACGCUACCGCUCCAAGGAUGAGAAAGACUGGAAGCACUUUGUAUGGAACAGCUCAAGGACCAGUACAUAUCUACAUGAACAAGCAAGCAGUCAAUACUUCAUCCAAGUCAAAUCCAAGCCCUAUGGUUCUUUCUACGGGGGAUACUGGAGUGACUGGUCUAGCAUGUUAACUGUUGAAGUACCCUCCAACUAUGGCUUGGUGUUCAUUGCGUGUAUUCCUCUUGCGAUCCUUCUCCUAUCGGCUGUGGUUGCCUCUGUGCUUUCACAGUACUUCAGUAAAGUCAAACGGUAUCUGUGGCCACCAGUCCCCAGACUUGACAAGAUACUGGAGAGUUUUCUAGCAGAGGGGCCCCAAUGGGAACCGACAUUCAGCAUUAAGCAGUGUGAUGAUGAAACCCCUGCCUCAGUGCUGGAGAUCCUGUCUGACAACCCUACCAGUUCUGACACCAUUCAGGGGAACACAGUCUGCACCUCUGGCCCUGAAACAGGCUCCUACAAUUGGGUCGCUCAGAAAGAAGUCGGUGGUCCAGUGGUAGAGGGUUGUGUGGAAGCUGGCCGUGACUAUGUGACCCUGACCAGCGAAAUCAUCCCUUGUCUCCGCGGCAAUGAGUAUGUGUACGAUGACAUAUCGGUGUCGUGCUCGGCGGAGAUGCAAUAUCACUGCACAAACACACAAACCCUCACUUCUCCCGCCUCAGGCCUUACCCCAACCAGCAUCUUCAACCUCUCAUAUCAGCUGCUCCACGAGCGCGAAGAAGGCUGGGAGGAUGAGAACGUCACUCAUUACACCAACCUAGAUGCUGCAGUCACGGGCACUGCCUGAAGCCUUCAGACAAAGAUAAAGAAAUCAAAUGUACAGAACAGUAUGAACUGGACAAAACAGCAACCCCAUCCAUUACAAAGCAUUUUGUUUUUGCUGUGGCUCUGCCAUUAACAUGCACCUGGCCUGCAACAUGCACCAGGUGCAAACAUUCCAAUUACAAGUCCUAACACACUGGAUGAAGACAAACGCAAGUGUAAAGUUCCAGAUAUGCCACACACUGUGAUUACUGGUAUUUCUGGAAUUUCCCCUUGGGGAUCAAUAAAGUAUCUACCUAUCUAUCUCUCUAUCUACUGAGAGAAUAACACAUGUAGGGACAGUCUUGUUGAAAUCCAGAACCUUUGUGAUGGGCCUCCUUAGAAAACAUGUUUGUGGGGCAGGCUCUCAGUUGUCCAGUACAUUGUAUGAAGUAAUAGUAGUACUCACAGGGAUUACAAAAAAGCAGUGUAAAUAGGGGUGGACAAAAACAACUCUGGAAACAGUAUUACAUAUACAACUAUAAAUAUAUUUUAAUGCUUAUACUGUUUGUUGCGUUUUCCAGUGUUUGUGAUGCAAAACAAUAUGUCAUGUGAUUCAGCAACAUUUAAAUAGUCUGUGUACAUAUUCUUGCAGAUAUUGUCUGGACAACAAUGUAUAUUGUUAGUAAGACAAAAUCCCUGUACACUGUCUGUUUUCAAAUCCCAUGUGCUGGUGAUGCAGAUAUAUCAGACUUCAAAAGUAAAGGUCAUUGCACACACUGGUAUAAUAUUAGGGAUUGUAUAUUUAGAUUCAAUGAAUGGUACAUUUUGCGGUCAGCUUCGCUCUGUGGUGAUCUUUUCUUUUGAAUAAUAUAAAAUGUGUUAUUCUAAGUGUACCCUUCUUUCUUUUGCGUAAAAAACAUGCAGAAAAUCCAUGGUAAACAACCUGAAAUGAGCUAGUCAUCAGGUACAAUUGAUUAAAUGUAUUCUUAGUAUGUCAGCUGUUUAUAUAACUGUUUAUAUAAUAAAAACUAUACAGAUAGUUAGGAACAAAAUUACUCAUA